Messenger RNA from Neurospora tetraspora, 786 nucleotides. RefSeq lists its product as uncharacterized. Bases 106 to 576 code for a protein of 156 amino acids. The transcript has 2 exons. The record is from RefSeq and is a predicted model, not a curated record. Lineage: Eukaryota; Fungi; Ascomycota; Sordariomycetes; Sordariales; Sordariaceae.
CGGCUAGAUUCGGUACAUCCUCGGGCAUGCGGCAUCACACGUUUCAUUGGCAACAAUCCUGAAAAUCAUCGUUUGCUGACCUUCCUUGGCUACGUCCCCAACCACAUGGCAAGGUUAAGCUUGGAACUUUGGAAGAUCCUCCAGUUCCUCUUGCUUGCUUCCAAUCACGCCAGACAUAAAACCCCAAAACGGCAUUCUGAGGACGGCAAUGAAGUCUCAAGCGGUUUAGUUACAGUCAGUGACUGUGGGGUAGGGCUGUUGGACUCCCAAGAAAGGUUGCCCAGCCGUCGAUCCAUCAGACCUGUCUACCACCGAGGUGCAUCACCAAUGCCAGGACAUGCGCACCACUCAGGACGAGAACCGGUCCCGAGGGUGACGUCGUCAUGGUCCAGUCCCACUGCUCCGUCCCCCGGAUUCAACUGUUCUCCACGAAUUCGCCGAGCCCGUCGAACCCGCGAGACUCCAAGCCGGCCAACGGCACCUCGCUCAUCGGGGAAAGAGGGUCACCAGUCCACAACUUCUCGGUGGUCUUCAGGCCCGAAGAAUGAGGGGCCCCGCGUUCUGCACAGUGGUUGAGCUGAGAGAACGAAUCUUGUCGUUCAUGGGAUCAACUGCUGACUCUCGAAGGACCCAACAACAUGAUUUCUGUGGAUAACGCCCACACGACGUUACUGGCUCUCGAGACGGAAAGUGCCGACGACCUGACAAAGAAAGAUGAGAGAGGUUUGUCAAAGACCCUGUUUACCCUUGCCCGUCCAUGUUACCUUGUCACGCUCGUCUCCUCGU